CUCCACGUACAUGCACCUCGAACAACACCAAUCUUCUGGUAUUCCACUUAUCACCUGUUAUGUCUCCAAAAAUCAAAAUUGAAGAGUAUUUCCAUCUCAAAAUCCAAGCUUACAGGCUUCAACUGUCUAACCCUUCAUACUUCCUACUCUGAAAAUAUAAAGAGGAGAGAAGAACACCUACUUCAUACCAGGAAAACUCCCAUUUCCAUGGCGUCAACUUCCGCCAACCCACUGCUCUCUUCCAAUUUCUUCGGUACCCAAAUCAUAAUCUCUCCUCCAACUCCUAAAACAACAAAGCAACCUUUUAUUUUCCCUUUUCUCUCCAGAACCAAGCACCGGUUAACACAAUCCAUUCUCAAUAGGAAACCCGAUUCCCUCAAGGACAUAUCAUCACAAGCUACCUUGGCUGCUUUGCUCUUCUCUUCCAUAACCCCGCAAGCUCUAGCCCUUGACGAAGCCCCUUCAAACCCACCUACACCCCCGCCUGUAGUCGACCUCCAACCAACUAAACCCACAGCUUCUUCACCCUUCUCCCAAAAUCUUCUCCUUACAGCCCCUAAACCCCAGUCUCAAUCAUCUGAUCUCCCGGAAGGCAGCCAAUGGCGAUACAGCGAGUUUUUGAACGCGGUAAAGAAGGGCAAAGUGGAGAGAGUCAGGUUCAGCAAAGACGGUUCCGCCCUCCAGCUCACCGCAGUCGAUGGCCGCCGCGCCACCGUGAUCGUUCCCAAUGACCCUGAUCUUAUCGACAUAUUAGCCAUGAACGGGGUUGACAUUUCGGUGUCUGAGGGAGACUCCGGUAAUGGGUUGUUCAAUUUUAUUGGGAAUCUGCUUUUUCCGUUCCUUGCUUUUGCCGGUCUGUUCUUCCUCUUCCGACGAGCUCAAGGCGGGCCUGGCGGUCCCGGUGGGCUUGGCGGGCCCAUGGAUUUUGGGAGAUCGAAAUCAAAAUUUCAAGAGGUUCCAGAGACUGGAGUCACAUUCGCCGAUGUUGCUGGAGCUGACCAAGCAAAAUUAGAGUUGCAAGAAGUUGUUGAUUUCUUGAAAAACCCAGAUAAGUACACAGCUUUGGGAGCUAAAAUUCCAAAAGGAUGUCUCUUGGUUGGGCCACCAGGUACUGGUAAGACAUUAUUAGCUAGAGCAGUUGCUGGAGAAGCUGGGGUGCCCUUCUUCUCUUGUGCUGCAUCAGAGUUCGUGGAGUUGUUUGUGGGAGUUGGUGCUUCCAGAGUGAGAGAUUUGUUCGAGAAAGCCAAAUCAAAGGCACCCUGCAUUGUGUUUAUUGAUGAGAUUGAUGCAGUGGGAAGGCAGAGAGGAGCUGGUCUCGGAGGAGGGAAUGAUGAGAGAGAGCAGACUAUUAAUCAGCUCUUGACUGAGAUGGAUGGAUUCUCGGGUAAUUCUGGGGUUAUUGUGCUGGCAGCAACAAAUAGACCUGACGUUCUGGAUUCCGCACUGUUGAGACCAGGGAGGUUUGAUAGACAGGUUACUGUGGACAGGCCUGAUGUUGCUGGUAGAGUCAAGAUCCUUCAGGUGCACUCUCGAGGAAAGGCACUUGCAAAGGAUGUUGACUUCGAGAAGAUUGCAAGGAGAACUCCAGGUUUUACAGGGGCUGAUUUGCAGAAUUUGAUGAAUGAGGCAGCUAUACUUGCAGCCAGGCGUGAUCUCAAGGAAAUAAGCAAAGAUGAGAUAUCUGAUGCUCUGGAGAGAAUCAUUGCUGGACCAGAGAAGAAGAAUGCUGUUGUAUCCGAUGAGAAAAAGAAAUUAGUUGCUUAUCAUGAGGCUGGGCAUGCUCUAGUUGGGGCACUCAUGCCAGAAUAUGAUCCUGUAGCCAAGAUAUCCAUCAUUCCUCGUGGCCAAGCUGGGGGACUCACAUUUUUUGCUCCAAGUGAAGAAAGACUUGAGUCUGGCUUGUACAGUAGAAGCUACUUGGAGAAUCAGAUGGCUGUUGCACUUGGUGGAAGGGUUGCAGAAGAAGUGAUUUUCGGUGAGGAAAAUGUGACUACAGGAGCAUCAAAUGAUUUCAUGCAAGUUUCACGUGUGGCACGGCAAAUGGUAGAGAGAUUUGGAUUCAGUAAAAAGAUUGGGCAAGUUGCAAUUGGGGGACCUGGUGGAAAUCCCUUCUUGGGUCAACAGAUGUCAUCGCAGAAAGAUUACUCCAUGGCAACUGCAGAUGUGGUGGAUGCAGAAGUCAGAGAGCUGGUAGAGAAGGCAUAUUCAAGAGCCAAGCAGAUCGUCACAACCCACAUUGACAUUCUGCACAAGCUUGCACAACUUCUAAUAGAGAAAGAAACUGUUGAUGGAGAAGAGUUUAUGAGCCUCUUCAUUGAUGGAAAAGCUGAGUUAUAUGUGGCUUGAUUGUAUCAAAUGAUAUUACUGUAAGAUAAGCUAAAAAUACACAUACACAUUGAGAAUCAAUUGAUUGCCUUUUUUCUUUUUCAACAAAGAAAUACUUCUCAAGUGCUCGGUUUUUGCCACUGCUAGGCUUAGAUUAUAAGUGUAAAAGUAUAUUUUGACCAAAUAAAGGUAGUUUCAUUAUAAAAUUCUCCGGGAGAGAGACGGCA
Molecule: messenger RNA, 2552 nt
Organism: Carica papaya (papaya)
Lineage: Eukaryota; Viridiplantae; Streptophyta; Magnoliopsida; Brassicales; Caricaceae
Gene: VAR1
Product: FtsH extracellular protease family
Biological process (GO): proteolysis
Cellular component (GO): chloroplast thylakoid membrane
Molecular function (GO): ATP hydrolysis activity; ATP-dependent peptidase activity; ATP binding
Source: RefSeq, a predicted model, not a curated record